Larimichthys crocea (large yellow croaker) is the source of this 3222-nucleotide messenger RNA. It is a transcript of the gene amph, whose product is annotated as amphiphysin. The coding region runs from base 62 to 2389 and encodes 775 amino acids. Gene Ontology annotation, molecular function: phospholipid binding; protein binding. The transcript is spliced from 23 exons. Gene Ontology annotation, cellular component: cytoplasm; plasma membrane; synaptic vesicle. Gene Ontology annotation, biological process: synaptic vesicle endocytosis. The record is from RefSeq and is a predicted model, not a curated record. NCBI's taxonomy places the organism in Eukaryota, Metazoa, Chordata, Actinopteri, Sciaenidae.
CUCUCUCUCUCUCUCUCUCUCUCCCUGUCUCUCUCCCUGUCUCUCUCUCUCUGCGGUCAUCAUGGCGGAGAUCAAAACGGGAAUUUUCGCUAAGAACGUGCAGAAACGUUUGAACCGCGCGCAGGAGAAGGUGCUGCAGAAACUUGGAAAAGCAGAUGAGACCAAAGAUGAGCAGUUUGAACAAGUGGUCAUCAACUUCAGGAGACAAGAGUCUGAAGGCUCUCGGCUGCAGAGGGAGAUGAAGUCCUACAUGGCUGCUAUCAAAGGGAUGCAGCAGGCCUCCAUCAAUCUGACACAGUCGCUGCAUGAAGUCUACGAACCAGACUGGCACGGAAAAGAUGAUGUAAUGGUCAUUGGGAAGGACUGUGAUGCAUUGUGGGAAGACUUCCAUAACAAACUGGUGGACUCAACCCUGCUGAACCUGGACGGUUACCUGCAGCAGUUUCCAGACCUCAAAACUCGUGUGGCUAAAAGAAGUCGGAAACUCAUCGACUACGACAGCGCUCGCCAUCACAUGGAAACUCUGCAGGUGUCAGGGAUGAAGAAUGACCGCAAGAUGAUGAAGGCAGAUGAAGAGUUGAAAAAGGCCCAGAGAGUGUUUGAUGAGUUGAACGUCGGUCUGCAGGAUGAACUGCCGACUCUGUGGGACAGUCGAGUCGGCUUCUACAUCAGCACCUUUAAGAGCGUCACAAAUUUGGAAGCCAAAUUUCACCGUGAGAUCUCUCUGGUUUGUAGGCAGCUCUAUGAAGUGAUGACCCAACUGGCUGAGCAGCACUCAGACAAAAUGUUCACCAUCCAAGGAGCACCAAGUGAUUCAGGACCACUGCGACUCGCCAGAACCCCGUCACCACCAGAUGAUGAGAGUCCACCUGAGAGUCCAGACGCCAGCUCCAAUCAUAUGCUCCGCCCUGUCUCACCUGGACCACCACGGCCAAAAUCUCCCACACAGGUCAAAAAGGGACCGCCAGUACCUCCACCACCAAAGGUAACGCCUACCAAGGAGGUGGCAGAGGAACAGAUCAUCGACCUGUUUGGAGGAGAAUUUUUACCAGCACCAUCACCCUCUCAGCCCAACGAACGACCCGGAGAGUCUCUUCUCGACUUGGACUUUGAUGCCUUUCAGCCAGAUGAAAGUGUUUCGCCAAUACCACAGACAGCUGUACCGUGGGAUAUGUGGUCGGCAAAUGCACAGACAGCUCAGCCUCAGGCUGCAGAUGCUGGCUUCAUCGCCGACUGGUCCGCUGACUUUGGUUCAUUAUCAGCAAAUGGAGAUGCUGCUUCAGGAGCUGAGGCCCCUGCGGUAGGGCUGGAGGGGAUGCAGGGCGAGGAACAUGGUGGGGCCCAGGGUUGGCCCCAGGCCCAAGACACAACAACACUUCCUCAGGACAGUGAGGCAGCCCCAGCAGCUGAAGUUGAGGUUACCGACGCGUUUAAUGGAUUUUCACAGGACGCCACUGAACCAUCAUUUUUUGAUGGUUUUGAUAAGAUGAAUGACGUUAACACUGAAUCAAGUGAGGCUCCUGAAGCCUUAGAGGAACAAGAUGUACCUGCAACGCCCCCUGCUGCUGAUAAACCUGCAGCGCUCCCUGCUGGAGAACAGGUGGAUGAACCAGCAGCACCCCCUACUGGAGAAGAGGUGGACAAACCUGCAGCGCCCCCUGUUGGAGAACAGGUGGACAAACGUGCAGUGCCCCCUGCUGGAGAACAGGUGGAUGAACCUGCAGCGCCCCAUGCUGGAGAACAGGUGGACGAACCUGCAGCGCCCCCUGCUGGAGAACAGGUGGACAAACCUACAGCGUCCCCUGCUGGAGAACAGGUGGACGAACCUGCAGCAUCCCCUGCUGAUGAGGAAGAUACAGCAGAAAGUUUUGGCAGUCCAAAAGAAGAGAAGCCUGCUUCAACUGUUGGCUUUCCAGGCUCUGAGAAGGCUGAGCUCAGUGAGAUUCAUCCCACUGACGAAGCUACAACACCUCCAGGUGAAGCAGCUCCUUCGGAGAAGAUGCCAAUCCCCUCUGUGGUCAUCGAGCCGGCCUCCAGUAAUGAAGGUGAUGAUGACCGUGAUGCUGACAUAAUCUCUCCCACCGCCAUCAGUGACAAUGAUGUAACAGUUGAGAAGCAGACCAUCAAACACAUGAGUCCAUCUGGAGGGGUUUCUGGAUUCCCUGAUGAUUUUCUUUACAAGGUGGAGACGAUGCACGACUUUGAGGCUGCAAAUUCAGAUGAGCUAGAACUGAAGAGAGGUGAUGUGGUGUUGGUGGUUCCCACUGCUUCAGUUGAGGAUCAGGAUGCCGGCUGGCUCACAGGAAUCAAAGAGAGUGAUUGGUUAACACAUGGAGCUGCUGCUCAAAAAGGACUUUUCCCCGAAAACUUUACCCAACGUUUGGAUUAAGAAGUCCAGACUGUCCAGUCAGCAUGUAGCCAACCCAUGAAAACACCUGACAGCCUGCUGCAGCUGACAACGCUUUGUUUGGUAGAUGAAACUCUACUGAAACUUAUGGUAAUAAAAAGUAGUACUAAUCCCAGCAUAAGUGAAAAUUAAUAAGCAUGAUGUGAUAGUAUGGUCUACCCCCCUCUGGAACUGAGAUGUUUUUGUUGUCAAAAUAAAAAAUGAUGUAUGAUUUAUUGGGAAUGUUGCAAUCUUUGUGUGAAAGCAGGAAACACUGGACCUUCUUCUGUUGUACUGACUUCAUGCUCGCUGUGGAAUAUCCAGAAUAUGUCGUGCUGUGAUUUUGUUAAAUGUUCAAUGAGUGUUUUGGGGUUUUUUUUGUCAUAGAUGAUCACUGUCAGUGUAUUUCUGUAAUAUGGUGAAGUGUGUGUGGUGAUGAAUUAUCGCAUUCAUGCGUGUCGCUUUGUGUUUGCCAAAACAGUACUGACAUUAUGUGAGCACUGGGGAACAAACUGGUGCAGGUACAGCAUGAGAAAGUAUUCCCUGAUAAGAAAAAGAAGCUUCCCACUGUGGAACAACAUGUUACUGCAAAAGGCACAAAGCCAAUCAGGAGACACUUUAAUGUUAACGGCUGUUUAUUUUGAAGAUCACAGGGACGGUGUUAACAAAUGCAAUAUGCAGUCUUUGUUGUUGAUACAUUUCAGGUCUCUGUAGAUCAAGAAAUAUGAUGUCACUUCCUUCGAUAGUGAAGUCAAACCUCAAUCUAACCCUUUUUGUGAUGUACAUACCCAUCAACAUUCAUGUCGAUAUCAAUAAAUAAGAGUUCAUAAGGUUCA